ACAUUAAGUUAAAUAAAUUGUGCUUUAAAAGCUCUUAUAAUUAAAUAAAAAAUAAAAUAAAAUUCAUUUGGGGUACCAUUUUAUAAACAUUGUAAACCUAUCUAAUACGUUAUUACAGUAAAAGUACUUAUAAAUAUAUUAGUAGUACUUAAAUGGACUGUUCUAUAAAUAAUGUGAAGUUUGAUACUGAUAAAACAUCAGUUACUUUAUUACAAGACAUAUUAAAUAAACAAGGAGUACGUACCGUUCAGUAUGAAUUACUACAAAUUGAAGGAGCUGUUAGUGCACCAUCAUUUCAGUAUCGCGUUACUGAUGGACGAUUUGUGGCUUAUGGUCAAGGAAAAUCAAAAAAAGAAGCUAAGCAACAUGCAGCUAAGGCAUUACUACGGAUUAUUCAUAAAGAAUUUCCUGAAUUGUGUUCUGAUCCUUUAUUUGAAUCACAAAUUGAUUUUACCUCAGACUUGAAUGAUACAUUUGAAACAAUGAAUUUUGGAGACAACGAUGAACGUAAUCCAAUUGGUAUGCUUCAGGAACUUUGCACAUCCCUCCAUCUUCCUCCUCCAGUUUACAUAACAGAAUGUGAAGAUGGUCUUCCUCAUCAGCGUUUAUUUACUGUUUCAUGCAAUGUCUCUGAGUACAAGGAGACCGGUAUAGGCAAAUCCAAAAAAAUUGCGAAAAGACUUGCUGCCAAUAAUCUCUAUUUAAUGUUAAAAAGCAUUCAGGCAGAUCUCAGUGUAAACUCUAAAGCAGCUGAAAAUGUAGAUGACUUUGUUCGUCAACAGUCAAGCAAUUUAAGUGGUUUGAAAAAUUCAAAAUCUACUUCUCAAUUUUAUAGGUUACCUGAAAUUCAUAGACAUUUACCAUUAACUGAAGGUCCCUGCUAUAAUAAUCUAAAAAAAAUGGAUGAUGAACAAAUGUAUUCUUGUGACAGUAAAUUGGUUUUAGACAGUUUUACUGCUGAACAAGGACUUAACGUAUCAUUUAUUGAUUUUGAAGAACUCUCUAGUACUGGCAAAUACCAAACUUCUCUUCAAGUAUCUACUCCCAUUACUGUGGCUUUUCAUGGUGAAUCCACUAUCGGCUUUGAAGAAGCUCAACAGGAUGCUGCUUAUAGAUCAGUAACAAAGUUUAGGACUUGGUUACCUGGGAAAAAUUAUUUUUUGGUACUUGUCUCAUAUGCUGUCUAUUACACAUUCCUAUGUAUUAUGCUCUCUAUAAAUAAAAUGAUAUAUACAAUAAUUACCAUUAUAAUUAAUAAUAUUGUUAUCUACAAUUACAGUGGUCAACUACAGUGGAAACUAUGACUAAUUCAACAGUUUGUGUUGUUAUAAACAGUAGUCAACAGUCAUACAAUUUAAUAAAUUUGGAUACACGUACAAUUUAAGUAAUAUGAUAUGAAAUCAUACCAGAAAACAAAAUACUUGAAAAUUUUCUUCAAGAAAUUAAAAAAUCAUACAUAAUAUAGUAGAUUGUAUAACCAUUGAAAAUGUUGAAAAACAGCUCAGGUAAUUUAUUUUUGUAUUUUUAGAUAGCAUAGUACACUAUAUACAAUGAAUAAUAGAUAUAAUUUCCUUGAAGAUAGCAUUAAUGAGACGAGUGACUUUUUUAGUAUCCCAAACACACAUACGACAUACAUUUAACUAAAAAUGUAAUCUAAAGUAUUUUUAAUAAUUAAAAUAAAUGAUUUUAUUUAAUACUUAACAUGCAAAAUAAAUUUUACUCUGUGUGGUUUCAGUAUUGUGUAAAAUAUAUCUCCAUCAAUUUUCAAAAUCAUGCCAGUGUCAAAAAUGCAUGUCUUAUUAUACUUUUAUA
Molecule: messenger RNA, 1812 nt
Organism: Rhopalosiphum maidis (corn leaf aphid)
Lineage: Eukaryota; Metazoa; Arthropoda; Insecta; Hemiptera; Aphididae
Product: interferon-inducible double-stranded RNA-dependent protein kinase activator A homolog B-like
Exons: 4
Coding region: 153-1304 (383 amino acids)
Source: RefSeq, a predicted model, not a curated record